Messenger RNA from Aspergillus glaucus CBS 516.65, 962 nucleotides. RefSeq lists its product as uncharacterized. The record is from RefSeq and is a predicted model, not a curated record. Bases 370 to 606 code for a protein of 78 amino acids. Lineage: Eukaryota; Fungi; Ascomycota; Eurotiomycetes; Eurotiales; Aspergillaceae. The transcript has 4 exons.
UGCCAGCACAUUGCAACAGUCAUAACGCUUCAGAAGAUUUUAUCUGAUCCAGCCCUCUCGCAACCAUAGUCCCCACGACAGACGCACCACCACCACCAUGGACAAUGAACCGCGCAGAAAUGCCCGAUUUCCGAAGAGGUCCGAAAAAAGGUACGCCUGGCGGAGAUAUUUGUCGAUGCAGGAACCAGAGCCGCAGUUACUGCAAAACAUUGGAGCCAGCACGCUUUGGGCCACAGUUGCAAACAGGGGAGUGAUUAGAGUUGCAUUCGGCGCGGUUUGGCGCGGAUUUUGCGGCUUCGCUGUGCCACUCUAAGUGGUUGCAGAGCUUACAAAAUACCAGGAAGCAGUGGAACUCACAUUUUAACCACCAUGUUCUUGGAAGUCUUGUGGGAGAAUUGCCCUGAUGGUAAGGCCAUCAUCAUGUCUGUUCUCGCAAAGGUUGAUUCUGGAUUUACAAAGGCAUUGUCAACAUCUGGCUACGAUGAGAUUCGCAUCCUGGUUGACGGUCCCUAUGGUUGUUCCAUUAAUGCAAACCCUUAUGCUGGGGUUACAAUAAUGGCUACAGGUGAGGGCAUUGCUGCGCAGGCUCGCAGCUACCAUACGUGAAGGAACUUCUAGAGUUCCAGGCUUCCAGCGGUCAACCAAGGAUACUGGAGGAAGACAGAAGAUUUCACUGAUAUGGCAGCUUGACCAGGAAUACCACGAAGAUUGGAUCUGUGACUGGAUGGAUCAGCUUCUCAAUGAAGAUUCAGAGACGAUGGUUCUUGAGUUUUCAUUAUAUAUCUUAAAUGUGAUGGCUCAACACCUCAACGCCGCUUUGUCGAUAUCAAUCGACAAACGCCCUUAUCUGGGCAAGCAAACAGAGAGAGCACUAGCGCGGCGACACCAUUCAGAUAAAACCCCUUUCUUCCUGUAGAUAGAUUCCCUUUCUUCUUUUCUCUCCAGAUUCGAUAUUCUCGUCG